This is a messenger RNA of Myripristis murdjan (pinecone soldierfish), 4473 nucleotides long. Its product is annotated as corticotropin-releasing factor receptor 1-like. The record is from RefSeq and is a predicted model, not a curated record. The coding region runs from base 718 to 2013 and encodes 431 amino acids. The transcript is spliced from 14 exons. Gene Ontology annotation, molecular function: corticotropin-releasing hormone binding; G protein-coupled peptide receptor activity; corticotropin-releasing hormone receptor activity. Gene Ontology annotation, biological process: cell surface receptor signaling pathway; adenylate cyclase-activating G protein-coupled receptor signaling pathway. Gene Ontology annotation, cellular component: neuron projection; plasma membrane. Lineage: Eukaryota; Metazoa; Chordata; Actinopteri; Holocentriformes; Holocentridae.
CACCCUGUGGGCGGCGCAUUGAGGGGACUCUUUUUCAUCUACAAUCUUCAGGAGUCAGAAGCUGGAAACGAAGCAGAGGAUAUGACAAUUUAGCCCGGGGUUACCUGAGGAGUAAAUCAUGCAUGUAAAAGGAGUUUUGGUCACGGGCCAGUGUUGAGGGGUAUGUGCCCAUCUGAAGGUGCGCGUCUCCAUGGUGGAUUUGGUUUCCAAUCCUGUAAUACAAACUGACGGACCGACUUCAUUUGAGUAUUCAUGAGAAACCGACCCGAAUGGAAAGGACAGUGCAUCACCUGAAGACAAGCUGAAACAUAACUGCUGCUGGCCGACAAGCCCAUAUUUCAACAUUAAAUUAUUGUGUUGCGUUGGAACACAUCUUCUUUUAUGUCCGACUGUCUGGAGAGAGCGUUUGGAGACGGGCGCGUUUUGCGUUUGUGCCCCGGCUAACUGCAUCCACAGUGGGCUGAAGUGACAAUUCAGUGUUUCGUCUCCCAACAACACAUCCUUCAAACAUCUCCAGCCUUUUUUUUUUAUUGUUGUUACGACUUUCCGUGCUGCAAUAAAACUCAAAGGAUGGCCUCCCCGGGGCGUGCGGAAUCGCAGCGACACCGAUGAAACGAUAUUAGUGAAAGAUACUACCAAAUCAUAAUGAUAGACAGGGUUAAAUAAGAAGACACUGAAGUGAAAACCUGAGAAUUAUGUGAAGAAAAGGUCCGGAAAAUGCGUCGCAUAUGCAUCUUUCUGGUGGAGGUGUCUGCCAUUGUAAGCCUUCUGCAGUCAGGCUCCUUGGCAGAUAUGACCUGUGAAGCCCUGCUUCUGCUAUCAGGGAAUGUCUCACUACACUCACUGGCCUCCUGGAACCAAACCUCCAGCAAUGUCACAGGCUCAGGACUCUACUGUGACACCUCCAUUGAUGGCAUUGGCACCUGCUGGCCCAGGAGCAGCGCUGGGCAGAUGGUGUCACGACCCUGUCCAGAGAUGUUCUACGGUGUCAGAUACAACACCACCAACAAUGUUUACAGAAAAUGUCUUGCAAAUGGGACAUGGGCAUUGAAGGGGAACUACUCCAUGUGUAAGGCCAUACUGCAUGAAGAGAAAAAAGGCAAGAUGCACUACCAAAUAGCUGUGAUCAUUAACUUCCUGGGCCACUGUAUUUCACUAGUGGCUCUGCUCAUAGCCUUCUUCCUCUUCCUGUGUUUGAGGAGCAUCCGCUGCCUGAGAAACAUCAUCCACUGGAAUCUUAUUACUGCCUUCAUCCUGAGGAACGCCACAUGGUUUGUUGUUCAAAUGACCAUGAGCCCUGAAGUGCAUGAAAGUAAUGUGGUUUGGUGCCGCCUGGUCACUGCCUCCUUCAAUUAUUUCCACUCCACCAAUUUCUUCUGGAUGUUUGGCGAAGGCUGCUACCUCCACACUGCUAUUGUCCUAACCUACUCUACCGACAAGCUGCGCAAGUGGAUGUUCAUCUGUAUCGGCUGGUGUAUACCAUUUCCAAUAAUUGUGGCAUGGGCUAUCGGGAAGCUGUACUACGACAAUGAGAAGUGCUGGUUUGGGAAACGUGCGGGAGUAUACACAGACUACAUCUACCAAGGUCCCAUGAUCCUUGUUUUGGUGAUCAAUUUCAUUUUCCUCUUCAACAUAGUGAGAAUCCUUAUGACCAAACUGCGAGCCUCGACUACAUCCGAGACUAUUCAAUACAGGAAAGCUGUAAAGGCCACAUUGGUACUUCUCCCUCUCCUCGGCAUCACAUAUAUGCUGUUCUUUGUCAACCCGGGGGAGGAUGAGAUCUCUCAAAUCGUCUUCAUUUACUUCAACUCAUUCUUAGAAUCUUUCCAGGGUUUCUUUGUGUCAGUAUUUUACUGCUUCCUAAAUAGUGAGGUACGUUCAGCGGUGAGGAAGCGUUUCCACCGAUGGCAGGAGCAGCACUCAAUCCGAGCCAGGAUGACCCAGGCCAUGUCCAUCCCCACCUCACCUUCGCGGGUCAGUUUUCACAGCAUCAAGCAGUCCACAUCGCUAUGAGAAAGGAAACCAGCCUUGUCCUAGACAGACGCUCCGAGAGAAACCUCCAGCUAUCAUCAUCAUCAUUUUCUGCCAGACUGCUGGAGUACACUAAAGCACUUUCUGAGCUGGGACAAGGCUAGAGAGUGGGAGGGAGGCUGCAUCAGUCUCCUGGAACUCAGGAAGGACAUUAAGUAGACUUUCAGGGAAAGACGGAUUGGGAACAGGGAUGGAGGACACUGUAGACUAUGUGAAAUAAGAAGCUAAUGGAUCAAAAGACGCAAGUGACCAAGCUGAGUUUGGAUCGGUGUCACUUUGAAUUUGGGUCUGAAUAUACAGCUCUUGAUAUAUCUUGUAAUGUUUGCCUGCCAUAGAAAUGUUCUGUUGUAUUCCUGCUUGCACUGUGUUUUGUUUUCGGCAGUUUUACAUGCGUGGGGAUUCGGAGCUUGUGCUGCUGGACUGCACUGAGCUGAAUCCCGUCCCAGCGGACACUGGACUCAAACGCUAUCUUGCUACAGGGGCGGUGACUAAGUUAUUAUGAUAAACUUCUCAGAAUGUUUUUUUUUUUUCUUUUUUAAUUAUUAUUACAUCGCCGUCACAAAUAAUUGUCCAGUCAUUGUGUUUGUUAAUUUAGUGAUGUGCUAUUUUUCCUCUGUUCUCUGUCAGUUUGGUGCAUUUCAUCAACUUUCCAGAAUGGUUAAACACAUUCCAUGCAUUCUGAUUGAAGAGAGAGAUUUGCCUUCGCUGCCUCUCUAACAACAAGCCAAUUAUGGAGUAUCUUAAUUAGCUGAGACGGAUACAUCCAGUCAGUAUAGCAUUCAUCUUUUUAUCUACCAUUUACAGGCAAUUUUAUGUGAUAUUUAGUGGACUGGAAGCAUAGAAUUUGAGCUGUGCAGUAAUUGUGUCAAUGAGUUGUUGUAAAUACAUAAAUAUUAGACGGGCAAUUACAAAGCCAGUAGAGUUGUCAUGAAUCCAAAUCAAAACAAACAACAACAAAACCACACUGUAAAUUAUAAGCGCACGUUAUUCAUGUGAUCAGCCCUUCACAUGGAUCCAAUUCACAAUCCACAUUCCUACAAUGCCAAUAUGCCUAGCACCCAUGCAUCUUUCUCAACUGCUGUUUUUGUCCGACAUUGUAUAUGUACCUCAUCGUUCUGUCACACUUAAAAAUCAUGAUGUCAACUGUUGAUGGAUUUUUAUCAUCCUUUUCGAGUUAUAUGUGAGGUUUGGUUGUCAAAUGUGAAAUAAAAAUGUGGAAUUAUUUAAGAAUUUCAGAUGAAACUGUUAUGAGUAAUGAGCUGAACUGUGACGUUGUGUAUUAUCCUGAGACUUAUUGGUUUAUAAAUUGCCCUUGAUGGCAAUCAGCUAUCCUAACAAAGCAUUCUGUUUUACUUACUGAGGGAUCAGAAGAUCUGCAGUAAAAGAAUACUAAAUGAAGUGCUCAAAUAAAUGCAAACUCUCGGAACCAAGAAGGUUUGUUUUGUAUAAGAAGUUGCCCAACAGGACAGGUUAUUGCCAUGUCACUGAAAAGCUGCACCCUUGUUUAGCUUAAAAUCUGUACUGGCAAGAUUAAACAUGUUUAUGAAUUAAUGUCUCUCACCACAGACAUUGUCAUUCCAGUAGAGUAAAAAGCACUGGGUGAAAUAUAGAGAAAAUGUAAAAACAUAGAGAAAAUGUAACAGUUUUCAUGGUUGUGUGAUACAAAUACGGGCUGAACAGCAAUCGGUAACAAUAUGAUUUAUAAUAUUGGUGUUUAUUAUUUAUUUUCAUUAUUAAUGUUGUUUUUGUACUUGAAAAGCUGACUAAAGAUAACAAGAGUGUUGCUCUCGACUGAAUGGAAAAUCUAGCAAAUGGCUGGGAUGGGUCCACAUUCAGCUGCUGCUAUCGUGUACCUGCUUAAAGCCUGUGCUCUGGAUGACACUGCCAUCUGCCAUUUGUCUUCAGACUCCCUUGAGACAAAGGCAACAAGAAAUACAUUUUGAGCAUUGUGUGAUCCUUUUAAGCUUUGUGUAUGUGUCUCAAAGGAGAAUAGCGCUGAACUUCAGCUUUCAGAUAUGAUCCUUCUGCACAAGUGAACACUAUUUUCUCUCGUAACCAGGAGCAAGAGGGGAGAGUUUGUGAGGCUCCUUAAUCUGGGAAGCCACACAAACAUAGUGUUAUAAAGAAAAUGAACUGGGAAACAAUUGUGGAAAAUAAAUGUGACAGUAUUCAGGAUGAUUCUCAGUGAACCUGGACACACUUUCUGAUUCAGUACUUGCACAAUUGAAAACUCAUUUGGAUGUGAAAGUGCUGGCAAACAUUUUAAGAUACCAAAAAUCAGUGAUUGCCAAUGGAGCUGCUGUAGAUUACAUCUUAGUACAACCUUACAGAAGAGAUUGUUUUUAAUCUGGGGUUGCUAGGUUUGGAAGAUAGUUGCUCAUGUUCACAGUUGCUGGUAAGAUUGUACCAAGUCAUAAUAAAAACAUAUCUCUAUUCUUAAAA